Molecule: messenger RNA, 873 nt
Organism: Daldinia childiae
Lineage: Eukaryota; Fungi; Ascomycota; Sordariomycetes; Xylariales; Hypoxylaceae
Product: putative oxidoreductase C30D10.05c
Exons: 2
Coding region: 1-873 (290 amino acids)
Cellular component (GO): cytosol
Molecular function (GO): oxidoreductase activity
Source: RefSeq, a predicted model, not a curated record
AUGAACUACACCAAAACCCAACACACCAAGCCCUACGGCGCCAUCUCCCCGUCCCUCCCCCACCUCUCCACCGCAUCCAAAUCCAUCCUCAUCGUCGGCGGCUCCGCGGGCAUCGGCAAAGCCGCCGCGCGCGCGUUCCUCGAAUCCGGAUCCCGGCGGCUCGCGCUGACCGGCCGUCGCAGCGCCGUGCUAUCCGCCACCGCCGCAGAGCUCACGGCCCAGUACCCCGACGCCACGGUCCUGACGUAUGCCACGGACGUCGUGGACGAGGCAGGCAUGGACGCCGCGUUCGCCGCGGCCAAGGCCGAGUUCGGCAGCGCCCUGGACGUCGUCGUCAACGCUGCGUUCGCGCAGCCCCCCCUGCAGCCCCUGGCCGCGACGGACCUGGCUGCCUGGUGGACGGGCUUCGAGACGAAUGUCAGGGGCGCGGCGGUCGUGGCGAGGGGGGUGGCUGCACAUGGUGCUGGAAGUGCGGUGCUCGUGUACUUGGGCACGGCGGGCGCGCUGUUCCCGGCGAAUGGCGCGCUGCCGAUGUCGGGGUAUGCGGCGAGUAAGCUGGCGGGGACUAAGGUCAUGGAGUACUUCGGGGCGGAGAAUCCGGGGCUGAGGGUCGUUAGUGUGCAUCCGGGGGUGGUGACGGAGACGGAGGGGGGGAAGAAGAUGGUGGAGGAGUCGGGGUUGGAGUGGCAGGGGGAUGAUAUUAAUCUACCGGCUCAUUUCCUCGUCUGGGUCGUGAGCGAGGAGGCUGCGUUUUUGAAGAAUAAGUUUGUUUUUGCUGCGUGGGAUGUUGAUGAGUUGAAGGCGAGGAAGGAUGAGAUUUCGCAGUCGCCGGAGUUGAUUCUUGGUCUGAAUGGGUUUCCUCGUAGUGUGUGA